Aricia agestis (brown argus) is the source of this 1204-nucleotide messenger RNA. It is a transcript of the gene pofut1, whose product is annotated as GDP-fucose protein O-fucosyltransferase 1. The record is from RefSeq and is a predicted model, not a curated record. The transcript is spliced from 4 exons. Gene Ontology annotation, molecular function: peptide-O-fucosyltransferase activity. Gene Ontology annotation, biological process: Notch signaling pathway; protein O-linked glycosylation via fucose. Lineage: Eukaryota; Metazoa; Arthropoda; Insecta; Lepidoptera; Lycaenidae. Bases 20 to 1174 code for a protein of 384 amino acids.
AAAACAGUAUUUUCUUUUGAUGAACAACAUGAUUCAUAAUCUCUUUAGGCUUGCUUUUAUUUUAUAUAUAUUUAGCACUGCAUCAAUAAAUUGCUACGAUGAAAACGGCUAUAUUUUGUACUGUCCGUGCAUGGGCCGAUUUGGUAAUCAAGUAGACCAUUUCCUCGGGAGUCUAGCAUUUAGUAAAGCCAUAAAUAGAACAUUAGUUUUACCACCUUGGGUGGAAUACAGGUAUGGCGAGCCCAAGUCAAGACAAGUGGCCUUUGAUACUUAUUUUAAAGUUGACUCCUUAACCUCCUAUCACAGAGUAGAAACAAUGGAAUCAUUUAUGACCAAUAUAGCUCCAAAAAUAUGGCCUCCUGAGAAAAGAAUUUCAUUCUGUUAUACACAAAGAAUAGGAGAAGAACAGAAUAGUUGUAAUGCUAAAUCUGGCAAUCCAUUUGGGCCGUUCUGGAAUACAUUUGAUGUAGAAUUUGUAGGAUCAGAAUUUUAUGGGCCGUUGAAUUAUGAUGCCCAAAAUUUUGAUAUGAUUCUUCAAUGGAGAAAAAAAUAUUUAUCAGACAUUUGGCCAGUUAUUGCUUUUACAGGAGCUCCAGCUAGUUUUCCUGUUCAAAAAGAAAAUGUUCAUCUCCAUAAAUAUUUAGUGUGGAACCCAGAAAUUAUUAACAAGACACUUAAUUUUAUUAAACAAAAGAUGAGUGGUGGUGGAUUUUUGGGUCUUCAUUUGAGGAAUGGACAAGAUUGGUCAAAAGCAUGUCAACAUGUGGAAAAUAGUCAAAAAUUAUUUUCUACACCUCAGUGUUUAGGAUAUAAAAAUGAAAAAGGAAAAUUAACUUUAUCAAUGUGUUUUCCUCAAAAAUCGGAAAUAAUCAAGCAGGUGAAGCGAGUUCUAAAAAAACUAAAUGGAUUAAAAUACAUAUUUGUAGCAUCAGAUUUCGACCAUAUGGUACAACCACUAAACGAGGCAGUGAAAAAGAUGGGUGUGUCAGUUAUUACUCUCGAGCAGAAUAAUCCUCAUUUGGAUCUAGCAAUUCUUGGCCAAGCAAAUUAUUUUAUAGGAAAUUGUGUGUCAUCCUAUUCUGCUUUUGUAAAACGAGAAAGAGAUGUAAGAGGGUUGCCUUCUGAAUUUUGGUCCUUUCCAAAUGGAAAGAAAAGAAAAUAUGAUGAGUUAUAGAAAUUAAUGUCAAAUCAAAACAAUGGAGGU